AUGGAGUUGUCGAAUACUCAAAAUGCACCAACAGAAUGGAUUGACUUUAUCAGUAAAACUAUGAAUUCAGGGGUAAACCCGCUAUUAGAUAGAACACCAAUAAAUGCAAUAUACCUUAGCUUUCGGUACAAAAAGUUCAACGCUCAUAUUGAAAGGGAUCUCACGGUACCAUCUGAAGAAUUUAGAAUGUCAAUAAUCCACGCCUUAAAAAAUCCAUACCCUCAUAAAGAAUUGAUGAAUACUUUUGUAAUGUAUGGUCACUUUGUACCACAGAAAGUCAUCAUAGGCCAUAAGUUAUAUAAAAUAUCAUGCAUAUAUGAUGAAAUCCGUCAUUCACUUAACGAGAUACUUGUCAAUAUUGAUGUGCCAUCCAAAAGAGAAAGUGAAAUCAGAGAUAGUUGUUGCGAGAAUAUUCUUCGCCAAUGGAAAAGUAUUGUAGAACCAUACGGAGUUGAUCAGAAUUACUUUAUAUCAACGUCUGGGGAAAUAAUUAAAGAAAGCAACAUCGAGGAGUGGAUACGUUCUUGCAAUUUAAAAACAUUACAAAUUAUUGGCUAUGAGGAUCUUCUUCCAUCGUAUGAAAUUUUAGAAGAACCUCUUCGUUAUCAAGUUAAAUCUAUUAUAGGGAUCGAAAAUGAUUCAUUUAUAGCUGCAUACAAUACUUUGACCGAGCCAAUUAUCCCCAAAAUCAAGGAGAGAGUUUUCAUGUCAGGCACCAUACCAUUAAAAAAUACAAACAAGUAUUAUCACGUGACUUUUACAAGAAAAUUAGAUAGCGAAAAUUAUCGGAUUUUAGGAAAACUUAAUCAUAAAAAUUUACAAGACGUAUCAAUAAAUCAACAACACAUUACUGUGAAAUUUAGAUCAUUAAGUGCUCAUGGAUUUUUAGCGCUAAUAGAACAUUUAGAAGACAGCAAUACGCAACUAGACUGGAUAGCUAUCGGAAUUCCUUCAGAAGUUGGCUGCUAUGAUCUACACACUCGCAAUAUUUUUAUAUUAAAUAUGGGCAUGAAAUCAAUCACUCCGAGAAUCCGUAAUCUUCGGACCAUGGAUCUGUUAUUGGAAGUCACACCUAACUUGCCGCCUAAUUCUUACCUUACCACCGUUUUCGAAUAUCCACCAUCUAACGAUGAACCAAAAUUGCGCACGGCUCUUGAAUCCUAUAAUGGAGACAAGCUUAACCUCAGAAUUAUUAACAAUGAAGAUUCAAAAACAGUUGAUUGCUGUGAAAGCGACUCAAAAGUUGUAUGGUACAUAUUGACUUUUCAUGAGGGAAAAAAUGUCGAAUUUGCUUCUGAAGAUUUCAUGAGAAAAAUAGGAGAAAAUAUUUAUAAAACAGGUUAG
Molecule: messenger RNA, 1344 nt
Organism: Acaulospora colombiana
Lineage: Eukaryota; Fungi; Glomeromycota; Glomeromycetes; Diversisporales; Acaulosporaceae
Source: the annotation of a GenBank genome assembly